AUGGGACUGGCUAAGCUUUCCUUGGCCCUCCUGGCCUUCGCCGGGAGCGCCAUCGCUGAGAUGCAGACUAUUGAAGUCAAGGGCUCCAAGUUCUUUUACAAGAACGGAACUCAGUUCUACAUGAAGGGCAUUGCUUACCAGCAGGAAGUCGGUGCUGGUGGCUCUUCUUCAAAGCGAGCUGAUACCAAGAAGAAGAACUACGUCGACCCUCUCUCCGACGAGAAGAUUUGCAAGCGCGACGUCCCUCUCCUGAAGGAGCUCGGCACCAAUGUCAUCCGAACUUAUGCCAUUGACCCCACAGCCGACCACGCCGCCUGCAUGAAGCUGUUGCAGGAUGCUGGCAUCUACGUUGUCUCCGAUCUUAGCGAGCCCGACAACUCCAUCAACCGUGACACUCCUCAGUGGAACACUGAUCUCUUCGCUCGUUACACCGCCGUCAUUGAUGAACUCGCUCAGUACCCCAACGUUAUCGGUUUCUUCGCCGGUAACGAGGUUUCCAACGCUAAGAACAACACUGGUGCCUCUGCCUUCGUCAAGGCCGCUGUUCGUGAUUCCAAGGCCUACAUCAAGAACAACAAGAAGAUCACCCGCUGGCUCGGUGUUGGCUACGCCGCCAACGAUGACAAGGAUAUCCGCGCUGAGAUUGCCGACUACUUCAACUGCAACACUGUCGACGAGUCCAUCGAUUUCUGGGGCUACAACAUUUACUCUUGGUGCGGUAAGAGCUCCAUGCAGAAGUCCGGCUACGACCAGCAGGUCAAGUUCUUCGAGAACUACUCUGUCCCCGUCUUCUUUGCCGAGUAUGGUUGCAACAACGAGGGUGCUGCCAACCGUAUUUUCGACGAAACUGCCGCUCUCUACUCCGAUGCCAUGACCGGUGUUUUCAGCGGUGGUAUCGUCUACAUGUACUACCAGGAGGCCAACGACUACGGUCUGGUCAAGGUCACCGGCGACAAGGCCACCAAGCUCAAGGAUUUCGACGCCCUCAAGAACCAGAUCAAGAAAUCCGACCCCAAGACUGUCGAGAUGUCCUCCUACAAGCCUGGCGGCAAGAUGAACGAAUGCCCCAAGCUGACCGACAACUGGCAAGCCAACAAGGCCCUCCCUCCCUCACCCGAUAAGAACUUGUGCUCUUGCAUGGCUAAGUCUCGUGCUUGCGUCCCUAAGUCUGAUCUCCCCGUUAAGAAGUUCGGCGAUAUCUUCGGUUUCAUCUGCAAGGCCUCCCCUGAGUCUUGCGUCGGUAUUAACGGCAACGCCACCACCGGCGUCUACGGAGCCUACAGCAUGUGCAACGACCAGGAGAAGCUCGCCUACGUCCUCGAUGCCUACUACACUAGCCAGAAGAAGGCCAAGGAUGCUUGCGACUUCAAUGGUUCUGCUCAGCUCCAGACUGCAAACUCUGACUCCUCUUGCUCCAAUGCUUUGGCCAGCGCCAGCGACAUCAACAAGAAAGCUGCUACUGCCACUGCCCCUGUUGGUGGCGGCGGUGCCCAGGCUACCAGCACUGGCGACAGCUUUGCUGUUCACGGUGCCCCAGUUGCCCGAGUCUUUGCCAUCGGCGACUUUGCCGUUGGUCUGUACAUGUUGGUGGCCCUCUGCGUUGGUGCUGGUAUGGUUGCUCUGUAA
Pochonia chlamydosporia 170 is the source of this 1626-nucleotide messenger RNA. Its product is annotated as 1,3-beta-glucanosyltransferase. Gene Ontology annotation, cellular component: fungal-type cell wall; cytoplasm. Gene Ontology annotation, molecular function: 1,3-beta-glucanosyltransferase activity. Gene Ontology annotation, biological process: fungal-type cell wall (1->3)-beta-D-glucan biosynthetic process. The coding region runs from base 1 to 1626 and encodes 541 amino acids. NCBI's taxonomy places the organism in Eukaryota, Fungi, Ascomycota, Sordariomycetes, Hypocreales, Clavicipitaceae. The record is from RefSeq and is a predicted model, not a curated record. The transcript is spliced from 2 exons.